This is a messenger RNA of Plasmodium vinckei vinckei, 3246 nucleotides long. Its product is annotated as conserved Plasmodium protein, unknown function. Bases 1 to 3246 code for a protein of 1081 amino acids. The transcript is spliced from 2 exons. The record is from RefSeq and is a predicted model, not a curated record. Lineage: Eukaryota; Apicomplexa; Aconoidasida; Haemosporida; Plasmodiidae.
AUGGAUUUUCAAAGGGCAAUAAUAAAAUGGGUAGAAAAAAAAAAAAACUUUAAAAUAGGAAAAAAACUAAGUCAUAGAAAAUUAUAUCUUUUUAAAAAGAAUGCAAAAACAGAUAUAUUAGCAAGCCUUUCAAACAUUAAUGUUAUCAAAGAUAAUACUAUACAUUUUGAUACAUUUCAAAAGGGACAAACUAGUGUAAUAAAGCAUGAAAACAAAUACAAUGACAUAAAUUAUGGUAGUAAAAAAUGUGAGUUCCUGAAUGAACAAAUUAAUAAAGAUCCGCAUACAACCAGCUAUAACAAUCACAAUUAUAUGCUUAAAAUUAUAAUUUUAAAUUUGAAAAAUAUUACAUUUUUAUUGGGAAAAAAUGAUCCAGAAAUAAAUCGUAUAUUAUGCCACACAUUUACAGAGGGGUUAACCCCUUUCCAUUAUAAAUUAAUUUUCCAAAAAAAUGAAUCACAAAAUAAUUACAUGCUCAAGUGUAUAACAGUGGAAGAUAUAAUUCAUCUAUUUAACUAUUAUGUAUAUGCAAAAAUAUAUUACUAUGAUUUUUUAAAUACACUUUUGAGAUAUAUAUAUUAUAAUUUUGAAGACAUAAAAAACGAAAAUAAUAUAUAUAUGCCCUACAAAUUAUCCAUUAGUUUUUUAAAAUCAUGUGUAAAUUUAAAAAUACAAAUAAAUAAAAUAUUAAAAAAAAAUGAAGCACAAAAGUCAUUUAUUAGUUGUUAUGGAAGUCUUUUUCUUAAUUCUUCUUCAUACUAUUAUUUACGAAAUUGUAUUACAACAAAGGAUGGAUCAUCAUCUCUUCAUUCAUUAUCUCAUCAGUAUGUUAGAAUUGCAAAAAUAGCUAACUAUCAUAAUAAAAAUAGCAAAAAUAGUAGAGAUAAAACUUGUGUGGAAUGCCCUUUAUAUAAAACAGUGUCAUAUGAGUUUGUAGAGCAUUUCAUAAAAAAUAAUAUAAAAAAAAAAAAAUAUGUCCACUUUUUUUUGACUAAAAAAAUGUACUAUAAAAAUUUAAAUUACGAAAAAUAUACGAUGAGAAAAUAUAAAAAUUCAAUGAACAAUUGUGUAGAUCUAAUAAAUAAAUGUAUUUCCAUUUCCUUAAAUAUAAAUAUCGAAAAAAAUCAAGUUGUAGAUUAUGUUAAAAUUUUGAAAAAAAAAUAUAUGACAUAUGAAACAUGGAAUAUGCUAACCAUCAAUAAAUUUAAUCAACAAAUUUUGGAUUUCUUAAAAAAGGAUAUAUCUUUUUUUAGUAUUGAUGAUUUAAUAAUUAUUAUGAAAUAUUUUAUAAAAAUCGAAAAAAAUAUGAACAAAAAAAAAAAAUUAAAACAGCUAGCCAACUAUUUAUCAAAUAGCUACCUCAUAAAUAAUAUGCACACAAAAGAGGAAGAAUCAAAUGGAAAAUUAAAAAAAAAUAGUCACAUAAAUAAUUACAAUAUAAAACAAAUAAAAGAUCUUAUAUCAAUAUUAGCGAAAUGUAAAUAUCGUUAUAAUGAAAAUUUAUUAACAAAUAUAAGUACAUAUAUUUUAGAAAAUAUGCACACAAUAAGUUCAAAGGAUUUAAUCCAAUUUAUUAUUAACAUGUACAUAAUAUUAAAGAACAAAGACAGCCAAUUUUUAUAUCAAAUUAUAAACAUGUACAAGCCACCUACCAAACCAAAAAGAACAAAUAAUGAAAUAAACGAUGCUUUCUUUAAAAUAAAACAUACAAACAAACAAAUAUCAUAUAAAGUCCUAAAUAAAUCGAAAAAUAGAAACAAUUGUGAAAUAAAAAAUACAUACAACCAAACUAUCGAAUUGGAUAACCACACUUGUUUAGAAUAUCAACAAAAUGAUGAUAAAUAUUUUAGGAUGUUUGAAAAAAAGGUGAAAAUAAAAAAAUUAUUGUUAUUUAUAAAAGUAUUAGCAGACAAUAAUAUAUAUAUAAACGAAUCUUGGUCAGAAUAUUUUAUUUAUUUAAUAAAAAGAAAAUUUAAUAUAAUAGUAAAUAAAAACUUAUUAGGUCUUUUAUUUCAUGUAUUAUCACAUAUGCAAUCUAGACAUAUUUUUUCCGAUUUUUUUUUUUUAAAUCAUAUUAAUAAUAAAUAUAAUAUAUAUAAAAAUAUAAAUUUAAAAAAACUUCCUUUAUUUUAUGAUUUCCCGUCUCUUUUACAAAUAACUUUAUUCCUUAGUUUUCAUAUGUACAAUAAAUAUACAUUCAAUGUGACUAGAUCUUUGAUGCUUACCAUUUUAGACAUAUACAUUAAAAGCUUUAAAAGAAAAUUUGAUUCAUACGAAGAGGCUAACAAAAAUAACGUCAACAUAGUUGUAAAUGAUGAUAUAACCCAAUAUGGUGAAAUAAAAAAUUUAGAAACAAAUAAUCUAGAACAGCUAUCCAUUUCAUGUGAUCAUAAUUUUGACAAAAUAGAAGAAAAAAACUUUUAUGUGCAUGACCUAAAAAUAUAUGAAAAAAAUAAAAAUAAUAAAUAUAUGAAAAAAAAAGAUAGAAAAAAAAAACAAGCAUUUAUAAAUAAAAUUAAUAAGAUUGAUGUAAAUCAAAUAUUUACUUUUGAAGAAUUAAAAAAUUAUUUAUUUUUGCAAAAUCAUGCAACAUCACAAGAGGUAACACCCACCGAAAUAAUUUCAAACCCAAGCCAUCCCACUUUUACUAUAGAGAAUGAAAAUGCUGAAAAAGGAAAAGAAAUUUCUUUAAUACAUCGCCCCAAACUAGUGCAAGAUAUAUUUAAUGAUAAGAUCGAUAGUGAGCUGAAUCCAAGUUGCAAAAAAAUUACUAACGAAAUAAAUAACCAGACAACAGUUUAUUCACAUCCAUAUAAAAUCCACAAUAUUAAUAAUUAUGAAGAUGACAAAAAACAUGAACAAACUUAUAGGAUAUAUAAAAAUAACAAUUAUUUUGAUAAAUUAGCAUUCUCAAGAAAUAUAAUUAUAAUAAUAUAUAACUUUAUUUUUUAUUUUACAAACAAUAGUUAUAUUCCUACUUAUCCAUCACUUUUAUAUCAUGAGCAAAUGCUAAAAAGAAUUUCAUAUAAAGAGUUGAAAAUAUUAUAUGAAGCCUAUACAAUAGCUUCUUAUUAUAUUAAUUUGUCUAUAAAUAUUGAAGACGUUAUGAAUAAUAAUAAAAAUAUAUCUUCUUCGAAAAUGCAUAAAAAUAUAUUAUCAAACUUACGUGAAAUGAAUCUCAAAAAAGAAAUAAUAAGCGAGUUUAUUCUUCACCCUUUUAAAAUUGAUAUUUGCAUAAAAAAUUGA